This is a messenger RNA of Macrosteles quadrilineatus (aster leafhopper), 1891 nucleotides long. Its product is annotated as inactive selenide, water dikinase-like protein. Bases 282 to 1523 code for a protein of 413 amino acids. Gene Ontology annotation, molecular function: ATP binding; selenide, water dikinase activity. Gene Ontology annotation, cellular component: cytoplasm. The record is from RefSeq and is a predicted model, not a curated record. The transcript is spliced from 7 exons. Gene Ontology annotation, biological process: L-selenocysteine biosynthetic process. NCBI's taxonomy places the organism in Eukaryota, Metazoa, Arthropoda, Insecta, Hemiptera, Cicadellidae.
AUUGAGAUUUCUGUAUAAACACUAGAAAUUUUAGUGCGGGAAUAACCUUAAUUUAAAAGUCGGCGUAUUUUGUCUUGCACAUUGUAUCUGUUCUUUCUUCUACUUUUUGUUUUAUUCCAGUUGUUUUACAUUUUGGCAGAACGCCAUUGUGUUGCCGGCCGGAGCAGGCAAUAGUUUGAUUCAGCGUGGGGUAAUUUCGAAGGCUUCGAGCCUUGGGUUUUAUUUGUUAAGGGUUUUUAAUAGCCGCAACCAUUUUCGCCCAGGUUAACUAUCAACCAACGAUGACGGAGCUACAGGCGACGCCUGUUUCUCAGGAAUCGUUGGCUGCUGCACAGUUAGAGCUCGGUGGUAAUCAAAAUGCCUUAGCGUUGAGACGACCUUUUGAUCCAGCUGCUCAUGAUUUGGAGCCUUCUUUCCGGCUUACUCGAUUUGCUGAUUUGAAGGGCAGAGGCUGCAAAGUCCCACAGGAGGUACUCUCAAAACUGUUGGAAGGGCUUCAACAUGAUGAAAACAACUCUCAAGAUCAUGAACACGCCCAUUUUAUGCAUAUGGCCAUCCCAAGAUAUGGCAUUGGUAUGGAUGCUUCAGUCACACCACUUCGGAAUGGAGGCCUUGUCCUUGUUCAGACAACUGACUUCUUCUAUCCUUUGGUCGAUGACCCUUACAUGAUGGGAAAAAUCGCUUGCGCCAAUGUGCUAAGUGACUUGUAUGCGAUGGGAGUUACAGAAGUGGAUAAUAUGCUGAUGCUCCUUGGGGUCUCGACAAAGAUGACUGAAAAAGAGAGGGAUGUUGUGAUUCCUCUUGUCAUGAGAGGUUUUAAGGACUCUGCAAUGGAAGCUGGUACCUCGAUCACAGGAGGCCAAACUGUUGUGAAUCCUUGGGUUACCAUUGGUGGUGUUGCCUCCACAGUGUGUCAACCAAAUGAAUACAUUGUGCCAGACAACGCUGUGGUAGGGGAUGUGUUGGUGCUGACCAAGCCUCUCGGCACCCAAGUGGCAGUGAACGCACACCAGUGGCUGGACCAACCGGAAAGGUGGAACAGGAUAAAGCUGGUGGUGUCUGAGGAGGACGUGAGGAAAGCGUACCAACGGGCGAUGGACUCUAUGGCUAGGCUCAACAGGAUCGCUGCGCGAUUGAUGCACAAAUACAACGCACACGGAGCCACAGAUGUUACAGGGUUCGGCCUGUUGGGACACGCACAGACUUUAGCUAAGCAUCAGAAGAAUGAGGUCUCGUUUGUGAUACACAACUUGCCUGUUAUUGCCAAGAUGGCUGCUGUCGCCAAAGCAUGCGGAAAUAUGUUUCAACUGCUCCAAGGACACUCAGCAGAAACCUCAGGAGGGCUGCUGAUUUGCUUGCCACGUGAACAGGCUGCUGCAUACUGCAAAGACAUUGAGAAGCAAGAAGGCUAUCAGGCAUGGAUCAUAGGAAUUGUAGAGAAGGGAAAUAGAACAGCCAGGAUAAUCGACAAACCAAGAAUCAUCGAAGUGCCUACAAAAGAAAAAGACGGAGAGUUGUGGUAGUUAAGUGUGAAAAAUUCCUGCCGGUUUAUUAUGUAAGAUUUAAGUAAGUUUUGUUCUCACAUUAAUAUUUUUAUACCAACUAUGUAUUGUGGACGGUUUUUAAAUUUUUAAUUUUUUUAUUAAUACAUUUUUUACAUCACAGUUAAUAAUUGAAAUGUCAUGUUCUAGCAUCGAGUACCACCAGUUAUUUAUUACAUCUCGAGUGAUAUGUAUAGAUUAAUGGAUGUUUUUACAAAUUGUAAUCUCUGUCUGAAGUGAUUUUGUACAAAGUCAAGUAUUAGCCUAAUCGCUUGUCUCUCGCUUUCCUGUUUUAUGUUCUUGAUCUGUUGUGAUGUUUGCAAGGCGAUUAAAUGAAACUAUUAUAUUCA